Molecule: messenger RNA, 3916 nt
Organism: Trachemys scripta elegans
Lineage: Eukaryota; Metazoa; Chordata; Testudines; Emydidae
Gene: RPGRIP1
Product: RPGR interacting protein 1
Exons: 25
Coding region: 1-3834 (1277 amino acids)
Biological process (GO): retinal rod cell development; non-motile cilium assembly
Cellular component (GO): photoreceptor connecting cilium
Molecular function (GO): thromboxane A2 receptor binding
Source: RefSeq, a predicted model, not a curated record
AUGGCGAUUACAUCGAGAGUGGACCAGGAGGAGGAACUCUUGGACGAGGAUGUGGAGGGGGACCCAGAGACCGAGGAUGACAAAGAGGCCAGAGAUGCAUGCAACUGUGCUUCGCCUGCUGCUAUGUCACUACUCCUGCUGGAUGAGACAGCCGGAGACCUGCCUGUCAGAGACAGCAGCCCGAAGCCCUCAGUGAUCACAGCUAUUCAAGAUGUGUCAGCCAUUGCUCGUCCCACGAAGGCCCGUGGGGUGAAGACCCGGAUGAGAGAGCCAGUGGCAUGGACACGGCAGCAUGUGAGCCAGAUGAACCGGGCAGAGCUGGAGGAUGGGUUCCUACGUCUACAUGACGAGAACCUGGUGCUCAAGGAGUUUGCCUGCAAGCAGGAGUACAGGAUCAAGAGGUACCAGCAGGGCCCCAUGAAAGCCAUCACCCUCACCGUUAGGAUCCUAGGCUCCCAGAGACAUGGUGGGGCAGAGGUGGGUAUGCAGGGCUUGCAGAAGUUGGGCACUAAGCUGCUGAGACGUACUCAUGAGCGGGCACAAGUUGAGGGCCAGCUAGGUGCCAGGGCCAGGUGGUCAGGCCAGGACCUGGAGGAGUCCUUGGAGGAACUGCAGGAGCGGGUGUGGAACCUGGAGCGACGCAAUGAGGGGCUGCGGAGUCGUCUGCUAUCCUACAAGCAGCAGCUGCAGCUCCACGGGUGCAGGCGCCACUGGCCCUACAGCUACGUCCAACCCCGGGUGGACACCGGACUCCGGCAGGUUCACACCGCAGGCGGGAGGGUGACUGAGAGACAUCACAGAGGACAGAUGGACUGUGGGUCCCCUGCAGGGAUUGCUGCCCUAGCUCAAGCCACCCACUGCUCCCCUUGCAGAGCCGCCAUCCGGGGGAACGUGGAGCUGAUCCGGCUGCAGCGGCUCCUGGGAGAGCGGAGCUGCGAGCUGGCCGUGACCAGAGGCCGAUUCACUGACCUGCAGGAGGCGUAUGAGAGCCAGCUCCAGCAGAACCAGGAGAUGUUGCGAACCAGCAGUGAGGCCCUCCUGGCCCAGGUGGAGGAGCUCACUGUGCAGCUGAAGGCGGAGACGCAGAAGGUGUUGGCGUUGGAGAGCAAAGUGGAGAGCAUCUCAUUCCUGCAGGGGGCGCUGGAGGAGUUUCAGGAGAGAAUCAGGUCCCUGGAGAAGGAGCGAGACCUGUUGAAAGAGGAUUAUGAUAAAUUGCUGGAGAGCAGUCUGGCCUGUGAGCAGCGGCAUGGGAACAUCUCACGGCUGGAGGAGCAGCUGAGCUUGGAGCUGGCAGAGAAGAGAGGGCUGAUGGAGGAGCUGGCGCAGGAGAGAGCUCGGAGUGAGGAGCUGAAGCAGGAAGUGGAGAGGGGGAACCAAACUCCAGAGCAGAAGCCUGAUCUGACCCUGUCCCAGCCCCCCUGCCUUGAUAGGCUCCCCACCGAGACUGAGCAGGAGGCGCUGUUCACCCAGCGGAGCCUGAGCCGGAGACGCCAUGAGACAGAAGCUGCCCAUGCUGACACCAUCUUGGAGCUGGAGAAAACCCGGGACAUGCUGAUCCUACAGCAUCGCAUCAACCGGGACUAUCAGGCCGAGCUGAAAGGUGUGAUGGUGCAGGCUGAACAGGAGAAGAGGGGACAUGAGGAAAAGCAGCAGAAAAUGGCGCAGCUCCUGGAUCUGCGCAGCACCCGCAUCCGCCAGCUGGAGGAGCAGCUGAAGGAUGUGGCCUAUGGGACGUGGCAGCUCCCACUCCUGUGGACUGAGGGUGAUGUGGAUGUGGAGGAGGUCAAGGCCCCCGUGCUGCGGCGUGGUGAGAACCUGUUUGAGCUGCACAUUGCAGGGGCAGUGCUGUCAGGGGAGGCACUGCAGCUGCUGGGGGAAGUCCAGCCCAUCACCUUCUGCACCUAUGCCUUCUAUGACUUCGAGACACACUGCACACCGGUGGUGCGAGGGGCCCGGCCCCGCUACAGCUUCACGUCUCAGUAUGUGAUACAGGCUGAGCCCCUCUUCCUACAGUACCUGCAGAGAGCUGCCGCCCGCCUAGACCUGCACCUGGCCACGGCUACUGACCACAGCACUCUGGCUUCCUGUUGGCUGCGCUUCCGGGAGGUUCUGGGGAGCGGGGAGCGCAUGCAUGCCACAGCGAUGCUACAUGGUCCGAGCGGUGAGAACUACGGGAUGCUGGAGUAUUGGAUGAGGUUGUGCCUGCCCAUGGAGCAGACCAUGCGGCUACACUGCGAGCGCACCAAGGCCUUGGGCUACUUGUCAGCCUGCAUGCCCCAGGCCAGAGCUACCCAGCAGAGCAGGCAACAGGACAAGGAGGGGGUCCUGGAUGCUGAGUGGCUGUGGAAUGAACUGCAAGUGCAGAUUGUAGGCUGCACGGGCCUGCGGGGUCGCUGGCUCAACACCCAGCCCAGCCCCUAUGCCAUGUACCGCUUCUUCACCUUCCCUGACCACGACACGCCCAUCAUCCCCUCCAGCAACAACCCACACUUUGGAGACCUGCGGACCUUCCCCAUGCGCUCCACAGCUGAACUCAACCGCUAUCUGCGUCUAGAGAGCCUCUGCGUGUACAUCUUUGAUGAUGAGGAUACAGAGCCAGGCAGUUACUUGGGCAAAGCACAGAUCCCCCUGUUGCCUCUGGCACACGGGCACUGUAUCACAGGAGAUUUUGUCCUCACCGACCCAGCUGGGCACCCCAAUGGCUCUAUCAGCCUGAGCCUGGAGUGGAAGCAUCGGUACCUGCCCCCGGGGGCCGCCCUGCACCAAGCAGCCUGGGCCAGGAAACACCAGCGUGAGAGACCCUUGGAGCAGCUGAUUGAGGAAGAAAGGGCUGCACUACACAACCAGGCCCGGCUUGCUCCCAGCAUCUCGCCAUCGGAGCCUGAGGGCCAGAGGAAGAAGCUCCAUAUCUUGGCGGUCAAGGCUGAUGGAUGCAGGGGAAAGGGGGGAAGGUGGAAUGGGGAAGCCAGUAGUCAGACUCAGCCUAAUCCAGUGCCAGCAUCCAGUGGCUACACCCUGGAGGAGGGAGAAGAGGUGGCUCCGGUGGGAGAUACCGCCGAGGGGACACUGGAGGGGAAGGAGGCCCAGGCUGGCGAGGAGGAAGCAGAACACUCAGCUAAGGACGCUGAAACCUCUGCCAGGACCCAGCGCUUGGAGCCCAAAUCCCUUGCACUGGACGUAGGCUCUGCUCCUGAGGACAUGGCCCCCGAGGAGGCCGGUGAGCCAGCGCUGGAGAGCAGCAGCGAUGCACAGACCACAGACAGUGAUGAGAUUGUGGUGGGGACCAGCCUGGGGAGCCCUCCAAAGGUGGACGUGGAGCGGAUCCACAUUGAGAUUGUCUCUCUGAGUCUGCACCCUGAGGCUGAGGCCAUGGCCAGUGAGCACAUCCAGCAGCUGUACGUGGAGUACCACUUCCCAGGGGUGCCCCUGGCUGAGACGGAGACCCCCCUCUCCCUGCGCAAGCCCCUGGGCGGCGAGGAGAUCUACUUCCACUUCAGCAAGGUGAUUCAGCUGGACCCAGAGGGGGUGAGCAGCCAGCGGGAAAUCCUCUUCUCCAUGCUGCAGGCCGAGGAGGCAGGGCAGAGCUGGCUGCAGUUCGUGGUGGUGAGCGAGCCCCUGCCUGGGACAGGAGGCGAGUGUGAGGACGUGGGCUUUGCCUACAUAGACCUGCGUGAGAUCCUGCUGACAGGCAACGACGUGCUGGAGCAUGACCUCGAUGUUGUCAGCCCUCAGGACCGCUCUGCCAUCGGGAGGCUGAAGGUCUCUGUGGAAGCAGCUGCUGCCCUCUGCGCCAUCUAUUGGGAAGGGAGACGAAAGGCUGAGGAGGAGGAAUGAAGGACCCAUCAGCUCCCACAAGGCAUGCAAGGACUUGGCACAGUAAGGUUCAAAGGGGGACCUCCCCCCACCUCAAAGCUCA